Messenger RNA from Vespa mandarinia (Asian giant hornet), 3994 nucleotides. RefSeq lists its product as uncharacterized. Lineage: Eukaryota; Metazoa; Arthropoda; Insecta; Hymenoptera; Vespidae. The record is from RefSeq and is a predicted model, not a curated record.
AAACUUGCAUCUUAGUACGUAUCAUACGGAUAAAUAUAAUGACCGAUUCUGCGCCAACCGCAUGGUAUAUAGCGUAAUUUGUGCAUUGCAUAUUUUUAAAUAUAAUGCAUUAAAUAAAUAACUAUUUUGAUUGCGAUGUAAAAUUAUCCUUCACAAAAUACAUUAGCUGGCAAAUAAUCUAAAAUGGCAGAACAGCAACAACCAACUCCUGAUUUUAAACGCAUGUCUUUGGAUAAGAUAAUAGAGGCAAUGACUGCUGAUUUAGAAAGUUCUAAUGGCCAUUAUGUUCAGUUUGGAAUAUCACCACAACAAACUCCACCGCAUAAUUGGAGUGACUAUCCUUCUGGUCAAACAAGACACUAUAUUGCUAGUCAAUCUCCACAUCCUAAUCCACAAAGCGUGCAAUCUAUGAGUCCAAUUGCAACUUCUUUAUAUAUGCAAGAUAUGCCAAGUUAUGAUAAUACUAAUACUGAUCCUAUUUAUUUUCCACCUCAAACUGUAAAUCAUUUAGGUAUUAACGAAAAUAACGAUUUAGUGGGAACUUUUGAUGUUGGUGGAGGAAAUUAUAUCAAUGUUAUUUAUGGAAAUGCAUCACAAAUAAUGGCAGAACAAUGUCAGCUUUCAAAUAUGACACCUUAUAAAAAUCAAGGUGUAAUGGACAGAGAAUACGGACUUUUCAAUGAUCAACGCAUGAAUAUACCAUCUGAUAUGCCUAAUCAAAAUUUUAAUGGAAAACAAUUAAUUGAUAAUCUUGUAUGUAAUUGGGUACCAAAUCAAUCAGGAACAUAUAGUCCUUUUGGUGGUUCUCCAAAUGUAACACCAGUACCACAAUCUAAUGUAGAUGUCAGAGAUUCUGAAGAUCUACCUAGAAAUAUAUCAGAGAGUCACUAUAAAAGACCACGAAUGGUAGCAGAAGUAAAACCUAUGCGUCCUUCUUAUUCAGAUGUAUUAACAAAAUCAGCACCGACUCCACCUUCUCCAUUAAUUCUACCAUCUAUGAAACCGAAGGUUGAAUCUGUGACCAAAAAAGUCACUAAUAAAAGUUCCAAGAAUAAAAUUAAACCUACAUCAUUAAAGAGACAGAAUUCAUCAGGGAGUGAUGAUCACAAUUCCCCAAAAUUUCAAGUUCCCAAAAAAGUAUUGGAAAAAAAUAAUUCUAAUCUUCCAAGACGAUGGGUUUCUUUAGAUAAUCUUGGUUCACAAACUGAAACUCAUGAAAUAAAUACUUUUGAUAGAUCAGACCAAUUUGAAAAGAAAAAAGUUUUGAAAACUUCUAAAAAAAAUGACAAAAAUGAGACACUUAACAAUUCAAAAAUUCAAAAUAAUAACUCUAAGACAACUGGCAAUGUUCCAAAACGUCCAAUACAAAUAAAUAACAAUUUAAAUACAAUCAAUAAUUCAAGUCAAACAAUCUCACCUGAGAAAAUUGAAAAAAAUCAGCAACAAAAUAAUAAAAUUAAUAAAGAUGAUAAAAAAGUGACUAAGGAAAGAAAUUCUAAGCGCUUCCAAGCUGAAAAAGCACAGCAGAUUAAGAAAGGUCAAAGAAAUCGUAGAAAAGAAUAUAGAGAAUCUCCUAUUAAGGAUCUAUGUAAAAAUUUAAAUAAAUAUGCAAGCCGAUGGAGUAAAAUUAUAUUAAAGAUUUUCUAUUGGUUAUUACAUUUAAUAUCAGAUGUAGUUAGUAUGAGUGCCAAUCUUGUUAUUCAACUUGGAAAAUGUGCUUGGUAUCACUCUAUACUUUAUUUAAAAUACUCAUGGGUUUAUGUAGUAACAAUGUUUUCAAAAAUACGUAUUCUUAAUGCUUUUGGCAAGCAAUUAGAUCAUUGGUUUGGAAGUAGUAAAUUUGCUUUUUGGCGUAAAAUGAAGACCGAAAAUGAAGAAAAAGAAGAAAAUUCUAAUUGGAUACAUGGUGGACUUGAAGCUAAUAUUGCAUUACCUAGUACUGGAGAGGAAGCUAUGAAGAGAUUAUUAGCUUGUAAAGGCAAAGAUCCAUAUAGCAUACUUGGUGUUACACCAACAUGUUCUGAUGAUGAUAUUAAAAAAUAUUAUAAGCGUCAAGCCUUUUUAGUGCAUCCAGAUAAAAAUAAUCAACCUGGAGCAGAAGAAGCAUUCAAAAUAUUAGUUCAUGCUUUUGAUAUAAUUGGAGAGCCAGAACGAAGACAAGCAUUUGAUCAAACAAGACAGGUUGAAGCUGCUUGGGGUGAAUUAAGUGAUUUGUUAUCCCAAUUACAUAGAAAAAUGGAACAAGCAGCAAAUACAAUAAGGUGUACAAACUGUGGUUUGAGGCAUAAACGAGUUCCGACUCAACGUCCUUGUUAUGCUGCCCGGUUUUGUGCACAGUGUAAGAUACGACACAGCGCAAAAGAAGGUGAUAUAUGGGCAGAAUCUCGAUUAAUGGGAUUUCUUUGGCAUUAUUAUGCUUGUAUGGAAGGUGCAGUGUAUGAUGUCACUGAUUGGGCUGCUUGUCAAGCUGGUAAUUUAAAACACCUUAGAGCAAACACACAUAGCGUUCAAUAUAGAAUUGUACUAGGUCAACGUCCACCGCCACAAACUUCUAACAGUGGUAAAAAACGACAACAAAUGGAUCCAAAUACAAGUGAAGCAGAUUUCGAAGAAUUUUUAAAUAAUCUGUACAAUCACAGCAAGCCUGGUAAUCCUAAUACAUCAGCAGAGCAAAGUUCCUUUAGAGGAGAUUGCAGAAGACGAAAAACCAAACGCAAGAAGUAAGCUAAUGUACGCGAAGCUUUGAGAUCUUAUGAUAUUUCCUAUAUAUGAUUACUGAGUAACACAUACUGGUUUGAACUUUUUCUUUUGAGUGAUUGUCAUAACGACAAGUACAGAUCUUGAGACUGUAGUGUGUCUUCAGUGACUGAUACUCUCAAUCUAAUAUUCUAAAAGUAUAUGACUCAAUUAGAGUACAUAACAAAUCGUGCAAAAAAAAUUAUGAUUUGCAUUAGAAAAAUACUCUUGAGAAUAAUAAAUUUUUUAAACGUUUAGAUGCAUUAAGUGCAAAAAAAUGUCAAACAAAACAUGUGAAAAACAUGAUAACAGAAACAAAUGUGCAUCUUGAUUUUGUUGUACAUAUUUAAAAUAGCUUGUACUUUUCUAAUGAAAAAGAUAUAGCUUUUCUUUUUUUUUUUUUUUUUUCUUUUUUUUUUUUUUUUUUUUUUUUUUUUUUUCAUAAACCUCUGAUCAAGACUUACAACAUAAUAAUAUGACAUACUAUGCUUUCAGUACAAUUAUUAAGAUAAAUAAUUUUAUGUUUAAAGGUAUAAAACUAUUAACAAUAAAAGUUUUAUAAUCUACAUUACAUAUUUUUCCGUUUAAAACAAACCAAUAUUGAAAUUAAUUGCUAAUAUACAUCCAAUUUUUAAUCAUUUAUAGUUGAGGAAAGAUUGCAUUAAUAGUUAAUUUAUUGUAUACAUAACAUUGAAAAGUUACUAAUGCUAGAUUUCUUUCAUCACAUACAGGUACGUAAUUAGUAGAUUUUAAGAACUAUUUGAUUUAAAUAUGACAACAUUUUACAAUGAAAAAUAAUCUAAAAUCUCCAAUGAAUUUUAUUUUAUUUUAAUUAAUGUAUUAUACAAUAUUAAUUUGUAUAUUAUUCUAUACAUAGACAUAUUUACUAAGUACAUGUUAAAUGAACGUGAUGUGGAAUUAAAACAUUCUUAAAAAGAUGAUUACUUUAUUUAAAGAUACUCAGAAUGAUUUCAAUUAAUAUUAACAUUGAUUAAUACCCCACUCUUUAAUAUAAUAUAUUUAAAACAUUUGAUUCUCUUUUUCUGUAUGCAAAUGUUUUUAAAAAAUAUUAAUUCAUUACAUCGUUUCUUUUGUUGUAUGAUGAUUUUAUACUAUUUUGGUAACCAUCAUAAACCAUGAUCUCUAUUAUUUAUAAUUAUUAGAUUAAUUAUCGAAAUUUUGCAAAUGUAAGACUGAUUUUCUUCUUCUUUAUUAAGCAUAUGUUGUAUUAGCAUUUAGAAAAUUUGACAGCAAAUCU